This is a messenger RNA of Manihot esculenta (cassava), 1830 nucleotides long. RefSeq lists its product as uncharacterized. Bases 178 to 1668 code for a protein of 496 amino acids. The record is from RefSeq and is a predicted model, not a curated record. Gene Ontology annotation, molecular function: glycosyltransferase activity. NCBI's taxonomy places the organism in Eukaryota, Viridiplantae, Streptophyta, Magnoliopsida, Malpighiales, Euphorbiaceae. The transcript has a single exon.
UUUUUAUGCUUUGCUUUUCUGUGUUUCUACUUCAACUGCGCUAUGGUUGCUCAGCAUCUGCUAAAGCUCAAACUCCUCUUCUCCAGGAAAAACAAAAAAUCCGAAAGCUGCUCUCUUCUGGUACUCUUUCUUCCUCUUUAUCUCAUCUCAAGUUAUAAUUUCUGAUUCUUUUGCAGUAUGGAUUGUCAUCACAAUGACCAUCCACAACCUAAUCAACCACAUUCUUCCACCAAGAAAUCAAGACCCUUUUCAUUUUACAUAUCGUCAAUGUUAAUUCUCUUUUUAGCUAUCUCAUUUAGUCUCACCAAAACCAAUUACAUCAAAAUUCAGCACCUUAGGUCAAUCCUUUCAUCACAUCCUUCCUCUUUUCAGAAAAUUUUAGGGUUUCUUAAUGGAUUCCAAAAACCCAUCAAAACCCUUACAACAAAUCCCAAUUCUUUUCCCUCCCACUGUGUUUUAUGGAUGGCCCCCUUCCUUUCUGGUGGUGGGUAUAGCUCAGAAGCUUGGUCUUAUAUUUUAGCUCUUAAUGAACAUGUGAAAGAAUCAAGAUUUAGGUUAAAAAUUGAGCAACAUGGUGAUUUAGAAUCUUUAGAAUUCUGGGAGGGUUUGUCUAAUGAUGUCAAGCGCUUGGCGUUUAAGCUUCACAAAACAGAUUGCAGAAUGAAUGAAACUGUUGUCCUGUGUCAUAGUGAGCCUGGUGCUUGGUACCCACCAUUGUUUGAAACUUUUCCUUGUCCACCAACUGGUUAUAAAAAUUUCAUGCAUGUAAUUGGUAGAACCAUGUUUGAAACUGACAGAGUGAAUAUUGAACAUGUAAGGCGUUGCAAUCGCAUGUACAGUGUUUGGGUUCCUACUGAAUUUCAUGUUUCCACAUUCAUCCAAAGUGGGGUUGAUCCAUCCAAGGUUGUGAAAGUUGUUCAGCCUAUUGAUGUUGAGUUCUUUGAUCCACUUAAAUAUAAGCCCUUAGAUCUUGCCUCAAUAGCUAAUCUGGUUUUAGGUUCAAGAAACAUGGAUUCUAAUUCCAAGAAGGAAUUUGUUUUUUUGAGCGUGUUUAAAUGGGAGUAUAGGAAAGGAUGGGAUGUGUUACUUAAAGCCUACUUGAAAGAAUUUUCUGGGAUUGAUGGAGUUUCUCUGUAUCUAUUAACUAAUCCAUAUCACUCCGAAAGGGAUUUCGGGAACAAGAUUUUGGAGUUUGUGGAGGAUUCUGGUCUAGAAAAACCAGAUAAUGGUUGGGCUGCCAUUUAUGUGAUUGAUACUCACAUAGCUCAAAUUGAUCUGCCAAGAAUGUACAAGGCAGCCAAUGCAUUUGCUCUUCCAUCAAGAGGGGAAGGGUGGGGGAGGCCUAUUGUGGAGGCCAUGUCUAUGUCUUUGCCAGUUAUUGUAACGAAUUGGUCUGGGCCAACGGAGUAUCUGACCGAUGAGAAUAGCUAUCCGUUGACGGUGGAUGGGAUGAGUGAAGUUAUGGAAGGACCUUUCAUGGGGCAUCUCUGGGCUGAACCUUCUGUUGAUAAACUUCAACAUCUGAUGAGGCAUGUCAUGACUAAUGUUGAUGAAGCUAAGACCAGAGGAAGGAAUGCAAGAGAAGACAUGAUUAGAAGGUUUUCUCCUGAUGUUGUUGCAGGGAUUGUCAAUAACCAACUGCAAAAUAUACUUGAUAAGAUUGUCUGAAAGUUCUGUUUUUUUUCCUCCCUUUUUUUUGUUACGGUGAAUAUUAUUGUUAUGAAUAGGUGAUAUGCUGCAUUUGCAGCAGAGGUUAAUGUUCAUACAUACGGUUAUCAGAUGUCAAAAUAGGUAGCAUGAACUGAGUGGCUAAUACUUGGUUCCAGAUUA